Molecule: messenger RNA, 1282 nt
Organism: Maniola jurtina (meadow brown)
Lineage: Eukaryota; Metazoa; Arthropoda; Insecta; Lepidoptera; Nymphalidae
Product: zinc finger HIT domain-containing protein 2
Exons: 5
Coding region: 148-1272 (374 amino acids)
Source: RefSeq, a predicted model, not a curated record
UUGAAUUUUUAAUGGUUCGCUUUGCUUUGUUUUGCCGUUUUAUUUUCUUGAUAUUUUUGGUAUUGUUUUUCAUUUUAGUAGGCAAUUCCAAACCAAAAGCAUUUUUGACCAACACAUUGAAUUAGAUGAAGUAAAAAACGGGCAAUAAUGUCGAACGACACAUCCUCGAAGGCGAAUAGGUUAUGCGGCUUGUGUAAUGAAAAUCCAAGCAAGUAUUGCUGUCCGCGCUGUGAAGUAUUCUACUGUUCUCUAAACUGCUACAAAUCAGAGAAGCAUUCAGAAUGCUCUGAGAAUUUCUACAGAGAGUGUGUCAAUGAAGAAUUGGCAUCAUAUCAAGUUGAUGAUGAGUCGAAAAACAAAAUGAUUGAUAUUCUUAAAAAAAUGCACAAAGAAAAUAUUGAGGAUGAAAAACUUUUAGAAGACUCAGAAAAUGUACCAGAGAACAUAGAAGAAAUAGAUUCAGAUGAUGGCUCAGACAUAGAUUUACACACAAGAAUCAAAGAUCUAGAUUUAGACGACCCUAAUGCUCUAUGGAAUGCACUAACAGAGGAUGAGAGAAAUGAAUUUGAGGCUAUGCUUAGUGGAGGUGAUGUGGGUACUAUUAUACCUCAAUGGGAACCAUGGUGGUGUUAUAGAAAAGAAAAGAAGAUUCUAGAAGAAAUAAAAGAAGGCAAUGAGGAAAAUGAACACUUGAAGCUAUGUCCUGAUAUUAAAACUGUGCCAAAGUUUAGUUCCUUAACUAGUAUGAAACCAUCAGAAGCAAUAAGAUAUAACAUGGCUAACGUGUUAGCGUCAUAUGCAUUCAUUGCCAGAUACUUUAAUGGAGAAAUUGAACCAUUGGAAGCAGCUUCAUACUUGCUAGAUAUUUCUACUAAUUUGAGCUCCAAUGCCAAUUUUGAUGAUGCUGAUUUGGCUGUGGAGUCUGUCGUUCAAAGGUGUCUUCAAAGUGAAUACAUACAAACAGAUACAGCUAGUUUAGAUGUAAUGAAGAACGACGUAUACCUCAUACUGCAAGGACCUUCAGACGAUAACAACCUUCAUUACAGCAAAGCAGCUUUUUCGCAAUUCAUACAAAUAUUUUCAGAAACAAAAUCAAAGUGUAACAAGUCGAAAACUAAAACAGAUAAAAAGAAAGGGGAUUUUUCUAAGAAAUUCCCAGAACAUACCAAGGGACAUUUGCCUGAAUUAGAUGUAAGCAAAAUAAGGAAAGUCAUCAAAAAAUUAGAAUACUAUUUAUCGUUUUUAAAUAGCUGUGAUAAUAAAGAUAAUUAAUUUUAAUUUU